ACGCGUCGCGGCCCGUCCCUCGCAGCUCCCAACAUCGCACCCACUCUUGCUCCCAUUCCGCCCGCCCUUGCAGCAUCGGCAGGCGCACGCCCUGCAAUUGCACACGCUCGCCGCAACCCCCGCGCAAUGCCGAAGAAAGCCAAGCAGCCCGCCGCCGACAACAUGGCCAAGUCCAGGUUCUACGAGCACAUGAGCACCUCGAGCAUCCGCCCGCCGCCAGACGAGCUGUGGAAAGACCUGGAUCUCGGCCCCCUGAUUGACCGCUUCAAUGCCGAGUGCCUCGCAACCAUGCCCGCUCCUGCCUGGUCCGUCGCCGACGACAUGGCAGCGGCAGCAGCGCCCGCCGCCGUCACACAGAAGCGACCCGCGCCUGCGUCACGCACGCCGUCGGCGACCACCACCAGCCGCCACUCUGCAACCCGCACUGCACUAGAGCCGACAAGUGCGAACGAGGGCCCGUUCAGUCGCCUCUCCCGAGCGCUGACGUCCUGGUUCAACGGAGCCAGCUCGCUGGGCAAGCGCAAGGCAGGCAGCGAGACGGCAGAAAAGGCCGCCCCCGACACGGCCGCAGUCGACCGCAGGAAGGAGGUCGAGGAGGCUUAUCGGGUCGCCAAAGAGCAUGGCCUCUUGCCCACCCCCAAGGUCUUCGUGCGGCCUGCGCUUGCCGCGCACAGGGCCAGGGCGAUGAACAGCUCUCCUGCCGCAUCUGCCUCGACUAGCUUCGUAACCGCCAAUUCUCCCGCUGUGCCCUCGUUGGCUGCAUCUACCUCUACCUACGUAACGGCCACCUAUGCUUCCACACCCGUUCCUGCCACGCCCACACCCAAUGGCUUCACACUCGCUACUACUCCACGCACACCUGCCCUCUACAAAACCCCUUCGAAGCGCGACCUCAACAAGCAAAGAAAACUCAGCAAGCGCGUCUCCGAUCUCGAGCACAAACUCCAGGAAGCCCGGAAGGAACUGUCACUCGCUCUCGGUCCACACAAUCUACAUCCUGUCCCGCCGCUUCCUGUGCUACCAACAAAUCUCCCACCAACACCUACCAUGUCCCCGCAUGAAGCGCCAAGUGCAACGCCUCUUGAUUUCAAGAUUGUCAAGAAGCGCAAAACAACUCGCGAGGGCGACCACGAUGGUGAAUACCAGCCCAUCGCUACCGACACUGAAACCGAGACCGAUUUCUCUCUUGCACAGACAUCCGACUCUGAUGCACAAUCCACGCAGCGUUCCAGGACCACGCCUUCAAAGAAGCUGGUCAAGAAGAAAUCCUUCACUCUGAAAAAGAGAUCCACUUCCGGCAAAAGUGCCGAGAAAGAGCACAUCGUCACCGUUGUGCCAGACGGUCUUGCAGUACCUCCGAUUCCUGAUAUCCCCAACGGGGUGAAGGGCAAGAGAGCUGCAGUAAGUGACGAUGGUUAUGGGGGAUUGGAACAUGAAAUGUUCUGAGAUGCUGGCUUUGCCUCCCAGUCCAAGUGCUUUUUCGCUCGACACGGCCAGCUCAUGACAUUAAGCGGUUACCUUCAUUACCUUUUAGCAUAGCGAUAAGGCGUUGAGUCCAUUCUGGACCUGUUUUGGCGAGUUUUGGGUUUGCUGUUCUUAUUCUGUUCUUGUAUAGACUUCUUGUUUGUGGAAAAGGCGUUGAGUUAUCCAGAGCUCAUUCUGAGAUUGCUUUUGUGUUUGCGGCGUUGACAUUGGAUGGUAAUGAGCUGAUGAAGCAACGGAUUUCUUUGCUCAUUUAUUCUCUAAUGUAUGAAUGGCUGAGUGCUACCAGGCUAUCUCGUGAUUCAAUCCCAUCUUUU
Molecule: messenger RNA, 1799 nt
Organism: Paraphaeosphaeria sporulosa
Lineage: Eukaryota; Fungi; Ascomycota; Dothideomycetes; Pleosporales; Didymosphaeriaceae
Exons: 2
Coding region: 127-1446 (439 amino acids)
Source: RefSeq, a predicted model, not a curated record